GAUUAGGCAAGGGUGUUUUUGAUAAACUGCUCUAAUUAGAGUUCCAAAGUAAUAGUGGGGGGUGCCUCCUCUUCUUCAUCUUAUUAUUCUAUUUAUCCAUCAAAAUGGAUAAAGUGGCGAGACUGGUGACCCAAAUAGCCAAUUCUCCGCCGUCUCAAUGGCUAUCCACCCUUUCACCCCUCCAGCUCUCUCUGAUCCCACUUCUCUCCUUAGCGUCCUCCCUCUACCUCCCGGCACUCCACUUCCGGCGCCGCCUCUACGCCCUUGGGCUCUUACCCCAGCACAGGCUGCCGGUGCCUGUGGUUAGCGUCGGGAAUUUGACUUGGGGAGGCAACGGAAAGACUCCAAUGGCGGAGUUUAUUGCUCGCUGCUUCAUCGAUUCUGGAACUCCACCGCUGAUUCUUACCAGGGGUUAUGGUGGGGAAGAUGAGGUUAAGAUGCUAGAGAGGCAUCUUCAGGGGACGCCUGCUAAGAUAGGUGUUGGUGCAAACAGGGCGGCAAUUGCUUCAAUCUACUUUCAAAGAUAUGGUUGCAUUGAUCCUAAAGGAAGUCUGAAUCAUGAGACUCUUUCCUCGGGAAAUAUUUCGUAUGGAGAUAAAAUUGGGGUUGCCAUCUUAGAUGACGGAAUGCAGGUCUGACUAGGAGUUCUUAGUUUCCAUUGCUUCUCAUCUUCCACCUCAAAAUGUGCCUAAAGAAAAUUGGAAGGGGUAUAGAGAUGAAAAUAGGAAGGAAAAAAUGUGCGGGAAAAACACCUUUCAAACUCAUGUAAAUCUUUUUUACAUAUUUGCUCAUCAAAGUAAAAAAUCAUUUUGUCUAGAUAUCAUGAAACUCAUUCUAUCUUAUAAAGUCAUGAAAUUAAGAUAUAUGUACAAAUUAAAAACUUUAAUUUGGUUGACUUUUGUAUUUUUCAAGGUAAACUGAAACAUUAAAAAAGCUAUAUUUCCUAGUAUUUAUUUUCCUUCCCAAACCAUUUUUCAAGUACCAAACAAAGCCUUACUCUGUCUUAUUCUAUGUAUACCUUUUUUAUUUUUGUGUGACUGUUCUCAUCACCGAGGACAUGAGAAGUUAUUUUAGAUCCACUUCUUCAUAUAAUCAUAUGCCCUCUGCAUAUUGAUAAACAUGAUGUUUACUAUUAAUGUGGUUGGAAAUCGGAAGGCAGCAUCUUAGUUUACGGCGAAACAUAGAGAUUGUUAUGGUGAAUGCAAUGAUCCCUUGGGGAAACCAUCUUUUACUUCCUCUGGGAACAUUAAGAGAACCGUUUUCAGCCCUUAAGCGUGCAGAUGUUGUUGUAGUCCAUCAUGCAGAUAUGGUGUUGAAGCCGGAAAUUCAAGCCAUAGAGUCAAUGGUUCGCAAAUAUAAUGAAUCAGUACCCAUAUUCUUCAGCACUUUAGCUCCUUCACACUUUAUGAGAGUAGGAAAUAUAUCAUACACAUGUCCUUUGAAGGACAUAUCUCAUGCAAUACUCUUAUGUGUCUCUGCCAUUGGAUCUGCAGAUUCAUUUGUGCAGAGGAUUCAUAAGAUGGGACCCAUGCAUGUUGAUCGGUUAGAUUUCAGUGACCACCAUUCUUUUCAUCCUAAGGAUAUUGACAUGAUAAGAAAGAGAUUACAAAAGCUAGAAUCAGAUUUUUCUGCAGUUCCAGUCAUGAUUGUAACUGAAAAGGACUAUUUUAGAGGUCCCGAGGUUCUUGAACAUCUGGGUUAUGAAGUAUUGGUGCUUUGUUCAUCCUUGCAAAUUCUUCCACUCAAAGGAUGCAAUGAAGAAAGCUUCAAGAAAUGCCUGAGGCAGCAUCUGGAAAUAUACAAUCUAGCAUAGAGUUGUGGUUUAGGUUUUCCAUUGAUGAGGAUGUUGAAGCUCGGUUAGCAUGGAAGUGGGCGGCAAAGGGCAAAAAACACGGCAAGGAGGUGGUGCUCAUGCAGAAGCACUGCCACACAUUUUGACUAAGCAGGCGGAGGAGAGUUUAACUGGGGGAGACCCUUUGGCCAGAAGAAAGUUAGCGGCGGGUCAAACCAAUUAUCCCUUUGCAACGGUGGGUGAAGUUGGGCUUUGUGUUUUUAUCUGCUUUCUAUUAAUUUGGACAAUUUGUUUUCUUUAUGUUCAAUAAUUCAAUUUAGUAACAAGUGCAUUAAGUUUAUGAGAUUAGACUACAUAAUUGCGGGAUUAGCAAAUUGGAAUGGUCCAUACUCCGUGAGAUCUUUUUGUUCUAUGUCGCAUCCUAGUGUAGCUUGAGGCUAUUCAUUUUAUC
This is a messenger RNA of Cuscuta europaea, 2243 nucleotides long. Lineage: Eukaryota; Viridiplantae; Streptophyta; Magnoliopsida; Solanales; Convolvulaceae. The record is from the annotation of a GenBank genome assembly.